UCCACCAUGGAGCAGCUUUUGAUUGCCGUGGCAACCUGCUUGCUAGCCCUCUGUCCUGUCAACGGGAAUGAGUGGAGGUUGGAAUAUGAAGAAGGACUUAGUCACUACAGCGAGGAGGCCCUAAGAAAGGAGUUUCCCGAGAAGACCAGACCAAUCAGUUUCAAAAAUCAACCUUUCUUGUGUCCUGAUAUGAGCCCCUCCUCUUCUGUGCCCACCUCGGUUGAGCUGGUGAAGGCAGCGGAUAUUAAAGUGAUUGCUGCCCUUGGGGAUUCAUUGACAACAGCAAUUGGUGCAAAUGCAACCACAGUUCUUGGCAUACCUGUUGAAUUUCGCCAUGUUUCAUGGAGCAUUGGUGGCUAUGGAUCGUUUCAAGAUGUCAUUACACUUGCAAACAUCAUUAGACUAUUCAACCCCAAUUUAGUGGGACCUGCCCCAACCAAGACUGUCCAUGGGACCCCAGCUCCUCUCUGUGAGACUGGAUUUAACCUGGCUGUAACCGGACACAACACCUUUAAUCUUCCUGAACAAGUCAGACAUUUGAUUGACACAUUGAAAACCUAUGAGGAUAUUGACUUUGAUGGGGACUGGAAACUCUUGACCAUUCUAAUCGGAAUGAAUGACAUCUGUGAUUACUGCAAAGACAAGUCCCUCUUUUCAGUGGAGAACUUUGUCCAUUACAUGACCGUGUCUUUGGAAAUGCUGAUGAAUGAGGUUCCUCGAAUGAUAGUGAACGUGGUUCAGAUACUGCCUAUGGAGACCCUGAGGGAAGUACAGAAGCCCACUCCAGGAUGUCUGCUCCAGAGGUCAUUCUGUUCCUGUCUGGUAAAGCCAGCUGCUGGAUCUGCUGAUUUGAAGGAACUGGUUGGAGUCAACCUAGGAUUUCAGAGAGCACUGGAGCAACUCUUGUACAGUGAGCGUUUCUUUAAGAAUGACUUUGCUGUGGUUUUGCAGCCAUUCCUGAAACACGCUGAUCCACCAAGACUCCCAAAUGGGAAGAUUGACAUGAGCUUCUUUACCCCUGACUGCUUCCAUUUCACUAUAAAAGGACAUGAGGAGCUGGCCAAGGGACUGUGGAAUAACAUG
This is a messenger RNA of Xyrauchen texanus (razorback sucker), 1083 nucleotides long. Its product is annotated as phospholipase B1, membrane-associated-like. The transcript has 14 exons. The annotation marks the transcript as partial. Gene Ontology annotation, biological process: phospholipid metabolic process. The record is from RefSeq and is a predicted model, not a curated record. Gene Ontology annotation, molecular function: A2-type glycerophospholipase activity; phosphatidylcholine lysophospholipase A1 activity; retinyl-palmitate esterase activity. Gene Ontology annotation, cellular component: brush border membrane. NCBI's taxonomy places the organism in Eukaryota, Metazoa, Chordata, Actinopteri, Cypriniformes, Catostomidae.